CAAAUUCUGCAGAAGUUUGGAAACCGUUGCUCUAAGUUGUAAAUUCCUUGGAGAAAAGCCACUGUUGUAAUUAGGGUGGGUGAGGAGGAAAAGGGCGGGGCUUGGGAGUUGCAGGGAGCAGGGGUUGCGCAGCUGAAGGAACUGGAAAAGCGAACUGAGGACCGGCCCAUAGCCCCACACGGCGCUGCACCUGCCAGCAGGGAGGCACCUAGAGUCCAUCUGGUCCAGGCCCCUGCCUUUGGGUCCCUAGACGGCUCCACCUUUCAGCCCCGCCCCUCUGUCCUUUCCAGACAAGAUGCAACGACUGUGUGUGUGCGUGCUGAUCUUGGCACUGGCUCUGACCGCCUUCUCUGAAGCUUCCUGGAAGCCCCGCUCCCAGCUGCAGGAUGCACCCUCGGGUCCAGGGGCCAACAGGGGCCUGGAACCACAUUGGCUGAACCGGCUGGGCCCAGCCUCUCACCACCGACGGCAGCUAGGGCUCCAGGGUCCCCCACAGCUGGUGGCAGACCUGUCCAAGAAGCAGGGACCGUGGCUGGAGGAAGAAGAAGCAGCGUACGGAUGGAUGGACUUCGGCCGCCGCAGUGCAGAGGACGGGGACCAACAUCCCUAGAACGGAGCUUCAGAGCCCAGCCUCUCCCAGCCCAGCCCAGCCCCAUGAAAAACCAAUCAAAAUAAACUAGCUUCCAAUGGAUCACAUUGUGUCAAGUGUGGGGCAGGAGAGGGGAGUUGGUGGAGACACGGUUGAGGCAACAGAGAGAACGGAGAACCCUCUUGGGGACGGGGGCCCAUGACUCAUUCGUCUCGGUAUCCCCAGAGCCUAACAUUGAAUGAGAAUCUACUCGUGCAGGUGGAAAACAGUGGUAGGGUCACAACCAGAGUCCUCUUCCUAAAAGAGAAAUCAAACUGCGCCCCUCCAGGUUUUCACCUUCCAAUGCCUCCUGCUGCACUU
Messenger RNA from Herpailurus yagouaroundi (jaguarundi), 949 nucleotides. It is a transcript of the gene GAST, whose product is annotated as gastrin. Gene Ontology annotation, cellular component: extracellular region. Gene Ontology annotation, molecular function: hormone activity. Bases 296 to 610 code for a protein of 104 amino acids. The record is from RefSeq and is a predicted model, not a curated record. Gene Ontology annotation, biological process: response to food; G protein-coupled receptor signaling pathway. Lineage: Eukaryota; Metazoa; Chordata; Mammalia; Carnivora; Felidae. The transcript is spliced from 2 exons.